This is a messenger RNA of Musa acuminata subsp. malaccensis (wild Malaysian banana), 661 nucleotides long. Its product is annotated as enhancer of rudimentary homolog. NCBI's taxonomy places the organism in Eukaryota, Viridiplantae, Streptophyta, Magnoliopsida, Zingiberales, Musaceae. The record is from RefSeq and is a predicted model, not a curated record.
UACGAGCGUCCCGCGAUGUCACCACACCACACGCUCGUGUAACCCUAACCCAAGGAAUAACCUUUACGACCACCCUUCUCACUGUCUCUCUGACUCUGCGCUUCUCCGUGCGAUUCGAUCGGAAAUGGCAAACAGGCACACCAUUAUUUUGAUGCAAUCAUCUCCGAACAGGGCAACCAGAACAUUCAUGGACUAUGACUCUAUUAGCCAGGCUAUGGACGGAAUUUGUGGGUUGUACGAAAGAAAACUCAAGGAGAUAAAUCCAACCAUCCAAAACAUCACCUACGACAUUUCAGAUCUUUAUAAUUUUAUCGAUGGCCUAGCAGACCUCAGCGCACUGAUCUUUGACCACUCAAUUCAGGCGUUUCUACCAUAUGACCGGCUGUGGAUCAAACAGCGGAUGUUUCAGCACCUCAAGAGAUUGGCUUCAAGUUAAAUUCCGCUAGAAAAAUAUAGGAUGAACAAUGUGCCUCACUGCACUAUGCUAUUACUCACUGUUCAAAUAGAAGGGUAGAAUAUAUUGGUACAGAAUUCUGUUAUUAGAAUCUGAGUUUUUUUGUUCAUCUGCUUAAUGUGGUUUACUGUUGAUAUCUUUAGAACUGAUGUCUGCCUUUGUACUCUUUUCCAGUUUCUUCAUUAAGAUUAUUAGUAUUAUAAAUUA